Messenger RNA from Leptopilina boulardi, 1146 nucleotides. Its product is annotated as testis-specific serine/threonine-protein kinase 3-like. Gene Ontology annotation, molecular function: ATP binding; tau-protein kinase activity; protein serine/threonine kinase activity. The record is from RefSeq and is a predicted model, not a curated record. Gene Ontology annotation, biological process: microtubule cytoskeleton organization; intracellular signal transduction; protein phosphorylation. Lineage: Eukaryota; Metazoa; Arthropoda; Insecta; Hymenoptera; Figitidae. The transcript is spliced from 5 exons. Gene Ontology annotation, cellular component: cytoplasm. Bases 108 to 1097 code for a protein of 329 amino acids.
UAAAAAUCGGUAGGCUUGUUCCUCAUUUCACCAUAGAUGUGUUUGAGGGACUUUAAGCUAACCUUGCAUGAAUGAUGAUUAUAUGCUUUGUUUGACAAUGACAUUAAAUGAAUCAAGAAAAUGCAAUAUUACUUUUUUACAAAUUUAUUCAACAUUUAUUUAUAUUUAUUUUUAUAUGUAUGGCAACCAUACUUGUUAGAAAAUCAAAAUCAAAAGCGGGAGAUGAAUUUACGGAAUCAGCAAAUGAAGAAAAUAAUCUUUUAGCAGAACAUAAGUUGACUGUUCUUAAAUCACAUGGUUAUACAUUAGGAAAAACAAUUGGUUCUGGAUCAUAUGCCACGGUUAAGGUUGCACAAUCAAAAAGACAUGCUUCCUUAGUUGCUGUUAAAAUAAUUUAUAAAUUUCAAGCUCCUGGAGAUUAUUUAAAAAAAUUUUUGCCACGUGAAAUUGAAGUUGUGCAAGGCCUAAAACAUUUAAAUUUAAUUCGAUUCCUACAAGCCAUUGAAACUACUCACCGGGUAUAUAUUAUCAUGGAAUAUGCACAAAAUGGAACUUUGCUUGACGUUAUAAGACGUGAUAAACAGAUUGACGAAACUCGAAGUCGACAAUGGUUUAAAGAAUUAGUGGAAGCAGUUUAUUAUUGCCACAAUCGUGGAGUAGUUCACAGAAUAUUUUGUAGAGACAUCAAAUGCGAAAACCUUUUAAUGAACCAGAACUAUGUCAUCAAAUUAUCAGAUUUUGGAUUUGCGCGAAGUCAAAUGAAGCCUAAAAACGGAGUACCUUUGUUAAGUGAAACAUUUUGUGGAAGUUAUGCUUAUGCUUCACCAGAAAUUCUUAAAGGAAUCCCUUAUCAACCUCAACUAUCAGAUGUGUGGUCAAUGGGAGUAGUUCUUUUUGCCAUGGUAUUUGGUCAAUUACCGUUCGAUGAUACAAAUUAUAGUCAACUUCUAAAGCAGGUGCAGAAAAAAGUGAUUUUUCCUAAAGAAUCUACAGUUACAGAAUCUUGUCGCCUAUUAAUUUCACGCUUAUUAGUUGCGCAACGUAUUCGUUUGAAUGUUGAGGACAUACGUUAUGAUACAUGGUUAACACUACAAUAAAUGUACAGAAAAACAAAAUUAUGGUUAGAAUAAAAUAAUAUACAACAUA